Messenger RNA from Ixodes scapularis (black-legged tick), 936 nucleotides. RefSeq lists its product as uncharacterized. The transcript has a single exon. The record is from RefSeq and is a predicted model, not a curated record. The coding region runs from base 1 to 858 and encodes 285 amino acids. Lineage: Eukaryota; Metazoa; Arthropoda; Arachnida; Ixodida; Ixodidae.
AUGCCUUCAUCGCAAGAGUGUCUGCUGGUGCAAUAUGCAGACGACACCACCAUUCUGGCCCCAGCAGACGUACCCUCCUCCACGCCGGGUGUCCAGAGUCUCCUGGACCAGAUUGCCUGCUGGGCAAGAACGAACUGCCUCUCAAUUAGCUUCCACAAAAGUGCUGCAAUGCGAGUCUCCAACAGCUGUUCCACCGUUCCUCCUGCAUACUACUUGUCAGGCUCUCCCAUUCCUAGUGUUCAGUCUCUCCCAAUCCUUGGGGUUGUGUUCAGUUCAACUCUGGACUUCUCACCUCAGAUUGCAGACACUGUGUCCAGGGCCCGGCGGACUCUUGGCUUUGUCACACGUGUCUCAAGGAACUGGGGACAUGAAACUUUCCGCGCUCUCUACACUGCCUUAGUCCUGCCUCGUCUGGAAUACUGCUGCUCCGUGUGGGGACCCUUCCAGGCUCACCUCAUCGACAGGCUGGAGGGCGUGCAGCGCCGGGCUACUCGAACACUUCAUACUCGGAUGUUGGGCCGGCAAGUUCCUGUGCCGCCAUAUGAAGCUCGCCUUAGGGCCCUUGGGUGGCAAAGCCUCUGCCACCGCCGGACAGUGGCUCGGGUUGGGCUCCUUUGUAGGUUGCUCGACGGGUCCAUGAGUGAUACCCACCUCCACUCAUGCAUCAGGAUCGGGAAGCGAUCCGGGCAGCCAGAACUCCUGCACGCCCGAACAGUGCGCCACUCGCACUCCGUACUCCCCGCCGCCCUCGAAGACUUUCUUGCGGCCCCCCUGUCGAUUCGAUCUCCACUCCCCAACAACCGUGACGAGUCCGCUGCCUUGCGCCGUGCAUUUUCGCGGUCAAAGCACCUAAACUGAUUCUACGCCAUGAUCAUUGUUCGGUUUCAUUUUGUUUUUAUUCGUUCUCUGUUAUUGUUGUUUGUUUUGUUAUUUCAU